Molecule: messenger RNA, 222 nt
Organism: Neospora caninum
Lineage: Eukaryota; Apicomplexa; Conoidasida; Eucoccidiorida; Sarcocystidae
Product: putative Tim10/DDP family zinc finger containing protein
Exons: 3
Coding region: 1-222 (73 amino acids)
Biological process (GO): protein insertion into mitochondrial inner membrane
Cellular component (GO): mitochondrial inner membrane
Source: RefSeq, a predicted model, not a curated record
AUGGAUCCUGUGCAGGCGGCUGUGGUGGAGAUUCUGGGAAUGGCAGACUUGUACAGGAGGAUUCAGGACACGUGCUGGACAAAGUGUGUACCCAACGUGAAGGAACCGACGUUGGACGCAGGCGAAAGCAGCUGUUUAGAUCGCUGCGUGAACAAGUACACGGACGUUCACACCAUCGUUGGCAAGGAGCUCCAGACAAAUGCGCCCGAAGCCCAGAAGUGA